UGCAUUCAAGUGCUCCUUUGAAGUUCCUUCCAUGUUCCGGCAAACAAUAAAGAUUUUAUAAUCUCCCGAAAAUUUCAAAAUCACGCAUCAUGCUUUCCUAAAUUAUGACUUUGUUCCUACCGGUUUGUUUUACCGAUUUGUUCAAAUCAAUCAACGCCGUGAAUGUUUGUGUUUCACUCUCACCACGCUCAAGGAAGCUUAUCACCAUUUUGAAGUUCGAACUGAUAAUAGGUUAGAGCAUUGUGGCUUGGGAUUAUUUUCAUUUUAGUUAUCACAAACGAGUGAGUUGCAACCGCACGAGUGAAAAGCGUGUAUUGUGGUUUACGGUCCUGUCAUUGAGGCUUAAGACAAUACCGGCAUAAAUCAUUUCCACGCUUGUUCAAGGUUUUACGUUUCUUUCUUCUUUGCAGUUUUGACAACUGAAGUAGCGUAGUAAUAAUUUUCGUGCGUGAUCCUAAAAAUGUUCUCAUCGAAGAAGGGUCAACUCUGCGUUUGCUUAGUUAUUAUUUCUGUUUUUUUACUUUUGGAUGCUUGUUUGAUCUUUGUAUAUUUUAAAUAUUUCGUCCCACUUAAUGGAAAGGGACCUGUCGUGCCAAUAGUUGUCACCACGUGGAACUAUUCAACUGCAAACGAUAGAGCGUGGGAUGUGAUCGCGCGGAAUGGCACUGCUUUGCACUCGGUUGAAAUGGGAAUUGCUCAGUGUGAAAUAGAGCAAUGUCGGCACACCGUUGGAUACGGCGGGAGCCCCGAUGAGCAUGGCGAGACAACAUUGGAUGCCCUUCUAAUGGAUGGAUCCUCAAUGAAUGUAGGAGCUGUAGGGGCGUUGCGUCAGGUGAAGUCCGCUGUUUCUGUGGCUCGGUUUGUUUUGAAUUACACUUCUCAUUCAAUGCUAGUCGGGAGUCAAGCUACUGAUUUCGCCUUGGCAAUGGGAUUCCGCGCUGAGAACCUCAGCACAGACUACUCACUCGAAAUCCACCGCCGUUGGAAGGAAAACAAAUGCCAACCAAACUACUGGCAGAAUGUGAGUCCUGAUCCAAAAAAUAAUUGUGGACCCUACCACUCCAUACGCUAUAGCCUUCCACGUGUAAAAGGAAGUGCCGCAUCAGUGAACGAAAUUGAGAUGAUUGAUGACGAGAAUCAUGAUACGAUUGGAAUGAUAUCGGUUGACCACAAGGGUAAUGUUGCAGCUGGCACCUCUACCAACGGUCUUACAAAUAAAAUUCCAGGGAGGGUCGGAGAUUCACCCAUUCCGGGUGCUGGUGCAUUCGCAGAGAAUGGCAUUGGAGCAGCAGUUGCAACCGGAAACGGAGAUAUCAUGAUGCGCUUUGCUCCAACGGCCAUAGCGGUGGAGCUACUUCGGAUGGGAUACUCGGCUCAAAUUGCAGCGCAGACAGUGAUCAGCCGGAUCUCCAAAUAUUACCCUGAAUUUCAGGGGGCAGUUGUAGUGGCUACACCUUACGGAGACGUCGCAGCUGCUUGCAGUGGUUGGAACACCUUCCCGUACAGCGUCCAUGCCCGCGGGUCCAACAUGACCAUAAAAACAGUACAAUGCACUCAAUACUUGCACUGAGUCAAUCGUCCUUGCAUUUCGAUCAGAGAAUACAAUCAGUAUUAAAAAUAAAAAUACGAGAGCCGAUACGCUGUGGAUAUACAUAAUUUUACUCACAUUAGUGGGUUACAUUGCCGAGGCCUUUCGGCUGUACACAGGCAUCUUAAAAGGCAUUACUGAUAAGCUGAAAAGCAAAACACUAACUCAAGCAGAAAUUUGGCUAAGUACAGUCGAAAGGCCUUGGCAAUGUAAUCCAUUAUUGUGAGUAAAAUUAUGUAUAUCCACAGCGCAUUGGCUCUUUUAUUUUUAAAGUUUAACAUUAUCUAAUGCUGUUUAUCCCACCAUGUUUCAACACAAUCAGAAUUGUUUGAAUGCAAGGAAGAGAAAUGAUUCAUUGACGGUGAAACUCCCAAAGCACGUACCUCGGUUUUCCGGUUGGUAGGUUUUCUACCAAAUCGACCCCUUUUACAAGUUCUGUACGAACAGUUAGUUUCACAUUCUCAUCUGACACCUAUCAACAAUCGACGGCCUAAGUCUGCAAUCACAUAUCUCGUUUGCGGUGUCUGAAAAUCUCCGCCUCUAGGUUAUUUUAGGAGAACAAAUUUAAAUCAUUCUUUGAAGUUUUUGCAGAAUUUUUUCCGCACAGAGAAGGAAAUUCACGGCAAUUUUAAACAAUUGCCGUUGAGUAGUUUUCCGUUUAAAAAAUAAAGUAUGUCAGGAAGUCUGCGACGUCACAAACCGAGUUAUGUGAUUGCCGACUUACACCGUCGAAAUGUAAGAAUUGUUAUUACUAUUACGAGAAUUGGUGGAAAGUUUUGAAAUGCCUUUGUCAUGAAUUGGACUUUGUGUUUUGAACGUGGAUUGAAUUUUUGAACAGGACCGCCUUCAUUUGAGAGAAUAUGCAACCCGUGAAUGUGCGGGUCCUUUGCAACCUCCAGCACAAGUUACAACGAGCACAGACCCCUGAGCGCUCAUCUGGCCCGCCUGCUUUGAAAAUUAGGAAGUAUGCAGGUACUAAGCAGUCAAAGACAUUUGUUUUUAAAAUUUAAACUAUCACCUAAAUAUGUUGUGCAAUUUGUGAAAUAAAAAAAAUUAACAGAGGAUGAAAAA
Bemisia tabaci is the source of this 2659-nucleotide messenger RNA. RefSeq names its product N(4)-(Beta-N-acetylglucosaminyl)-L-asparaginase. NCBI's taxonomy places the organism in Eukaryota, Metazoa, Arthropoda, Insecta, Hemiptera, Aleyrodidae. Gene Ontology annotation, biological process: protein deglycosylation. Gene Ontology annotation, molecular function: N4-(beta-N-acetylglucosaminyl)-L-asparaginase activity. The record is from RefSeq and is a predicted model, not a curated record. Gene Ontology annotation, cellular component: cytoplasm; lysosome.